Messenger RNA from Penaeus monodon (black tiger shrimp), 684 nucleotides. RefSeq lists its product as uncharacterized. The transcript has 2 exons. The record is from RefSeq and is a predicted model, not a curated record. Bases 1 to 684 code for a protein of 227 amino acids. NCBI's taxonomy places the organism in Eukaryota, Metazoa, Arthropoda, Malacostraca, Decapoda, Penaeidae.
AUGUCUGUCUUCAACGGACACCAUAGUCAUGGGUUGUUCAUGGAGGAGAGUGGGUACCAGUGCACGAAUGGGACCAGUGGAGAACAGCAGUUUGUACCCGUUGUUUAUUUUCCUGAAAAUGGGAUCCCUUCCGAGAAAUACGAGACUGGCGCCACAUUCGUCUCACUUCAAGACUCAAGACAGGCUUCCGGAACCACUACUGCGCCACAAGCUAAUUGCUUUCAGCCGUGUUAUUUCUCCCAAGAAGCCAAUUUCUCUGAAGCACCCGAUUUUUUCCAAGGAACCGAUUCCUCUCAAGCUCAUGGGUUUUCGCAGUCAACUGAUUUCUCUCAAGCGUCGGACUUUUCUCAAACAUCCGACCAAGACCCGUCCUCUCGCCAGAGGUCGUCCUCCUCUCGCAAGGGUAAGGCCACCAAGUGGCACGAGCUUCCCCCGCAAGCAAGUACCGAAGCCGAGGAAAAGAGGCUUCGCGCAGUCAAAGGCAAGCAGUACAGGGAGAAGCGCAAGGCGAUGGAACUGCGAGUGAAGCAAGACCUGGAUGACGUCACGGAAGAGGUCGCGCAACUCCGUUCAGAAAUUAACAGGAGGAGAACCGCCUGCAUGGACAUGGAGAGAACACUGGAUGAAGCCAUCCAGCGCCACGAUGAGAGGGAUUACAGUUACCUUUUGAACGAUUAUGUGUAA